Molecule: messenger RNA, 9835 nt
Organism: Physella acuta
Lineage: Eukaryota; Metazoa; Mollusca; Gastropoda; Physidae
Biological process (GO): intracellular signal transduction
Molecular function (GO): protein binding; guanyl-nucleotide exchange factor activity
Source: RefSeq, a predicted model, not a curated record
UUGUACAACAAGAAACCAGACAAGCACCCACACGAUUCCAACACACAGGAACUACAAUCAAACACACACAACCUCGGUACCAGAGUGGAAGUCUCAGAGAAAAAGAACUUAUAUUUCAAUAAAUCCGAUAAAUUCGACAAUAAAACAGAAAUACACCGAUCUUACAGUACCGACACCGGAAUUAGAAAUAUAACCACCGUGUAUUUUGAAAAAGGUAACGAAAUAGUAGACAGUAAGUUAAAGACUUCUGUGAGCGAGAGUGCCAAGCUGGUGUAUAAAGACCAGGAUCCGGUCUAUGUUCCAUCUGACGACACGAGAAACCCCAAGACGUGCGGGGGUUUCAACUUCCAGAGGUGGAACACGCUCAGUGCCUGCACGCUACCCAAACCGGACCAUCUGGAGCCGCACAAACUGAGCCCGUCCCCCCACCCGGACCACCCCCCAAAAGAAAAGAGCCCGUUUAUUCUGGAGAAAGUUUGUGAACUGUUGAGCAAGAUCUCCUCUAAGGAACCAGCGGAGAUAGCCCGCUCCAAAUCCCCGUGCCCGCCAGAAGACAAAAAGAUCACACCUGUGAAAGCCAAGACCUCACCUGUACCAGACGACAAGCCACCUAGCGGCGACACCAAGGCUCAGAGUAGGGAGGCAAGGGUUGUCAAUAAAUGGAAGUCAAUGAUCAAAAAAUCUCGCGUCGUCGCCAUCAAAGAUUCCUUCAAGGUCAAACUUUCAGGACCGGAAGACAGCACCUCACUAGCCCCUCCCCCACUCUCCCCCACACCUCCACGCAAGUACAAAUGGGCGCGGGGGGACUCGGGGAUCUGGAAAAAAGUUUACCUGGACGAGUCCCCAAAACCUGACCACGACUAUGCCAGAUAUGAUCAGACAUUCGCAGCCGAAUCUUUGGAAUCCAGCAUUUGCCACGCGAUCACUCCAGUAAAUUCCACCUCUUCACAAGAGCUCAGCUCCAAGUCUGACCAUCCAGCAAACUUUGUAUGGACACAUUCUCCUUCGGCCAGUGACCUUCUGAGUUCACCAGUCCAGGAUAGACCAUCGACCGAAAACAAAAAUAAACUAGAGGAAACUACGUGUCGUAUCAACAAUGUAGAUUGGUGUCCAGUUGAAACUGGGUCAUCAUCCAACAUGGCGGAGUUAUCUGCCGGUAAAGCUGCUAGUGUAAACAGAGCAGAUGUGUUGGGUGUAGGGGUGGUAUGUGGGAUGGAAUUCAGUCAGGCGUCCAUGGCAGACGUACAACAGUCGCAGUCAAGCCACUCAGUCAAAACUGAAUCUACUUCACCUGUAAACCACAAUGACGUCAUAAAUAACGGUCAAAAGUUAGCACCUGUAAUCGAUCUUGCCUUGUCAAGUCAAGAUUUUGACAAAAAGACAACUAAAACAGGUGUGUGUAAAUCCAGCAGUGAUUUAGUUGAAGAUCCUGAAAAAUGUGAACAUUUUAAAGGUGCAAACAUAUGCACGAACUCUCGUUUGUUAGAAUGCAACAUUCGGUCCAUUUCGACAACUUUCGACACGUCAUCUAUACAAGACACCUUGUACGGCGACCUUGGACCUGUGGAACAUUCUAGAAAACAUGAAACAUUUUCUGUAACUGGACAUAAAAUACAACUCAACUCUUGCCAUGCGAAUAGUGAAAAGAGCGUCACUGUAGCGGAUUCUAUUUAUAGAACAAACACUACUACGGAAACAAACGAGAAAACAUCGUCUAAUUUCGUUACACGAGAAACAGAGGUGGCAGAUAUAGUUAUUGAAACCACAAAGACAGAACAAGAUGCGGCUAGUGUAAGCACCGAAACAGAAGGAAAAAGACCGGAAAUUAUUAUAAAAGAAACCAAUUUUCUUCACCAUUCCAACAUUAGCGUCGAGGAUAAUUUGAUCGUGGAUGAAAUAGGCUCAGAAUGUAAGGGAGAUAAAGAAAAUAUAUCCAUCGAGAGAAUUACCUCCCUUAUUUCUGAUGCAAAUAUGCCCGCUAAAACUUUGAUGAACUCGCCGAAACCCGCCAACAUCUCUCUACAAAACCCGUUUAAUGGAGAAAUGACAAGAGACUCAUUAGCCGGCCAAAUUUCUCUUCCAAAUAUAGAACAUAUUCCUGAACAGAUUGUACGGAAUUCUGAAAGACGUUCUCAUGAAAUUUCACAACAAUUCCAGAUAGACCCGUACAAUGCUAGCCCAGCUGUAGCCGCUCAUAGACCGACGACUAUUUUCAUGAAAAACAGCGUCGUACCCAAUGAGGAAAAGUGCGAAACAAUCUUCACCGAUGAAACGGAAGUUGUUGAAACGCCGGCAGAAGACAGGGGCCCAGAUGGGGACAAGGCAGGAUGUACUUACCCAGAUGGGGACAAGAGGGCCGAGCUCGAGGACCCCAAGAAGAAAUACACCUGGCCGACUGUGGCUGAGAGCCUGAAGCGGUUCCAGAAGUCUAUAGCCGCGGCCCCUAACCGCGGUCACCGUGCCCGAGACGCCACUUACAACACUUCACCCAAACUUUCGACCUACAGGAAAACACCAGGUCAACGACCCGCUGCACCUCCAUACACCUCAGCUGACAACGAUGAAAUCCGCGAUGAUCACUCAACACUUUCUGAAUCCACGCAGGAUAAAGUGCUGGAAGACACGUUACCCUCGGCUUCCGAGUUAAUCUCUAAGAUUUUGACGGAAUUCCAAGAAAAUACGUCCGUGAAAACAGCAUCCUCGCCGGAACAUAAGCCGGCAGAUCCUCACCCGGUGGUUGACGUACGGGCUAAGUCCAGGACUCAACGCACUGUUUGGGCGCCUCCUACAGUGCCAGAGAGAGUUCUUCCCCCUUCACCUGUGAUCACAUUAUCACCUGAUGCGAUCCUUCGAUCUGCUGUUCCGGCACUUGACUUAACGGUACGGCCGGCUGUUCCGGCAACUGAUUCAUCAACGGCAUGUUCCGCACGUGCUGUCAGUGACGUGUCAUCUGAUGCCAAAGACAUGACAUCUACCGUCCUACCCUUGAAGAAAUCCCUGACCAGUACCAGAUCGGCUCCAGUCUUGCUUCAACACGUCAUGGAAGACCAGCCGUACGUCAAGUUACCGGAAGUUCCAAGUCACCCAACCGGAUUACCCUUGAAACCGUCGAGCGAAUCUUCCGGAGACAGCGUGGACAACAACCCAUACGACCAAUCGUCGGUGACCUCACCAAGGUCAGGGUCACGAAGAAACAUGCAGAGCGCCAAACUGAUCAGUGUCAGCGUGUGGGACACUCACGACGGUGAUAAAAAUAGACCCUCGCGCAGACUCUGGACACCUGAAGAAAAGCCGAUUCUUGCAGGUAUAUCAGAGAUUGAGGAAGUCCAUGGCUCACAAGAUGGCGCUACUGUCCAGGAGAACAGCCUUGACCCAGCUCACCUGCAACCAGCAGACUCCUGUCACGAGAGAGUCCGGGCCUCAAGGUCACCAGUUCGUCCCCACAAGCAGAGGAAGUCAGCCAGGAGAAGCUUAAGCCUCCCCUCUGGUGGGCUGUCUUACGGGGAUGUGAAAAUACUUUACAAGGACGGACAUUUUGUCACGGUUGGAGGGGCCACAACAGAACAUCAGAGAACUGAUGAUGAUGAGGAUAAGGUCUCUGAAUCACCUCCUAAGAGGAAUUUAUCCUCCUCUUUAAAGGAGGUGAAUGAAGAGGUGUGCGACCAGGACGGGAAUAUGAGAGCUGAGAUCUUGUCUCUGCUGGAGCAAGGCAUCACAGACCCCCAGCAGGCCAGCCAUUGGGAGGACAUCCAGCCCAAACCUGGCGCACCCAUCUUCCUCUCUCUCCCCCGCAGGAGACAAAAAGGCCCACGGCCCGUAUCUGUUGAUGAGGUGCGUCUGAUGAAAUUUUAUAGCAAAUCCCAGCAGUCCCUGGUCAGCCAUGCUGAGAUGGAGAGAAGGAAGAAAGAAGGAGAUGGGAUGCAAGUGAAAGAAGGCUCUUCACUGAAGAGGAACAAAAGUUUCACAGAGGCCAUGGGUUCAAAUCUAAUGCUGAACAACACUGGCAGCGUCAGUGACGUCAGGGACACUGAGCUCUGUGACAGUGGCAUUGACGACUCCCAUCAAAGACUUUUCAGGGAUGAAUCUCAACACAGCCUGAAAGCCAGGUCUAAAGGUCCUGGGUUCAUCCAGCGUAUGCUGAAGAAGCGUAAAGGCUCCAGCUCUGAGAAACUAGCACAGCUCUCAUCUAAUCCAUCAAAAGAAGAUUUAUCAUCGUCAUCCUUAUCACUAGCGUCCUCUUGCAAUCAGCCAGCCUCCACGUCCCCAAACAAAAGAGACUCGUCCCUACCUCGGAAAAUGUCUUUCCGUGGAAUUUUCAAAAGGAAAAACUCAUCAGACUUGUCUGUGAAGAAAUCUCCCACUCCAGAUGACAACGUGGCGCCAUUCUGUGAAGACUCCAUCCCUCACUCCUCCCAGCGCAGGCUGCUGAGGAUAGGUGAGGCGGACUUACUCCAUGAUGAGGCAGUGACCAACGACGAAUGCGACUCCCUCUCUCCCACAUCGUCUAGGUCAAGGUCACCGCGGACACCUCUGUCCAACUCGAGCUCUCAAAGCUCGCUGUACCACAACCAGAAUCACGAGGACUCUGACAGAACCCCCACGGCAGACUACGGUCAUGUGAUACACAGGAGGUCACGCAGCUCGUCAGGCAGGUCCAGGCACCACAACGCCCGGCUGUCUGGUGACUCCUUCUCCGAGUACGACAUGGAGUUCCAGAACUCUGAAGACACCCUGACGCCCAGGUCUAUCUCCCCUGGCAGUGCUGAUGUCUCCGCAGAAGGGGAAAGAACUCUUGUCCCCAGCCCCGCCUCACCCAAUGACAGGUUGUCUCCCCCCAUCUACCAGACACUUUCAUCAAGUCCCCAACUGGCCAGGCGCCGGAGGUCAAAAGAUGGGGUCAACGGCCACACCACAGUGGACAGAGGGGAGAUCACCUCCAGUAACAGCAAUGAUUCCGGAAUACAGAAUGAUGUCAUUGUGACCUCCAGUGCUGAGUCUAUACAGGCCACCGUGAAACUGAGAAAGUCCAAGUCCCCCUCACCUGUAGUGGAGCGUCCCAAGUCUGACAUCACGGUCAGGUGGGCAGACCUGCUGGAGCAGGUGAUGGACACCACGUCUGUCAAGUUCCGCAAGGAUGCCAUCCGGUUACACAAGCGGCCUCGGCCUAAAUCAGACAUAGAUGAGAGUAUGGAAGAUGAGGGUCUAGAUAAUGAAGGCAGUGAAGAUGAUGAUGAUAUUGAAGAAGAAAACAAUGAAGGUGGCUGUCACACCCUGGACUCACAGCGUGCUGUCAGUGUCACGUCUGCCGGGUCUGUGCCGUCUGCCAUGAACAUGAGUGCUGCCAGCAGUGACGUCAUCUUCAUGCAGUCGGGCGAGUCUCUGCUGAGUCUUGUGGAACUCAGGCGGCCCGCCAGGGAUGUGCUGUCUGCUAAGUUGGCCAAGUUUAGACGGCUAUCCACACCCCAACCUAUCACCCUCCAUGCGGAGAAGCCAGCCGUGAAGCCGUGCAAGAGUGUCCAGGCCAUUAACACAUUAAAACAAGCUCACAGCAUGCCAGAUAAUCUGGACAAACUGGCCAGGAAAAAACAUUACUUCAGUUUGAUUGGAUCUGACACCCAGAGCAUCACCAGCCAGCAGAGUGGAGGGGAUGAGUCCUCGGAUGAAUCCGAGUAUUCUGUGGAGUACCCUGAGAAGUCAUUGAGUGCAAGGUCAUCUCAUGUCAUGUUGGCAGCUCUUGACCAGAUGUACCGCGAGGAGAACCUGACCUAUGCCGAGGCCCUGUGGGAUCAUGUGACCAUGGACCCCAAUGAGCUGGGGUUCAGGGCCGGGGACCUGAUCUGUGUGACUGACGCCACAGACAAGCAUUGGUGGUUUGGUGUGCUAGACGGACAUGAGGGCUGGUUUCCCACUAAUUAUGUCAGGCUGCGUGUGAACCAGGACAUCAUGGAAGACGAGCUGACCUUUCUGCUGGCAGAGAAGGAGGAGAUGGUGGUCAGUGAGAGGGUGGGCAGCGUGAUGAUGGCGCCAAACUUUGUAGACAAGCACCAGGCCAGGGCCAACGUGGUCAAUGAGAUCAUCAGCGCUGAGAGGGAGUACGUCAAGCACCUGCGGGAUGUGGUGGAGGGUUAUGUGAAACAAGCCCGCAAAAGACCAGAAAUGUUCCCCAUUGAGAAAGUGACUGUUAUAUUCAGCAACAUUGAGGAGAUCUACGAGUUUGCCAGACAACUGUUAGACAGGCUGGAAUGUUGCAUCAACCACCAUCAGCCUCACCUCAGUCAGAUUGGGCAGUGUUUCUUGGAUAAGGUGAAAGGCUUUGAGAUGUAUUCUGAUUACUGCAACAACCACCCAGCUGCCUGCGAGGAACUGAGGGAACUCUACAGGAACAAAAGAUACAGGCACUUCUUCGAGGCCUGUCGGCUGCUCCAAGAGAUGAUAGAAAUACCCCUGGAAGGAUUUCUUCUGACCCCCGUCCAAAAGAUCUGCAAAUAUCACCUCCAGCUUGCGGAGCUGCUCAAGUUCACUCCCCCUGACCACCCAGACUUCCACUACGUGCAGGCUGCCCUAGAGGCCAUGAAACAGAUUGCUCUGCUCAUUAAUGAGAGGAAGAGGAAGAUGGAGAGCAUUGAAAAACUGGCAGCGUGGCAGUUGUUGGUGGAUGACUGGGAGGGUCCUGACACACUAGAGCACAGCUCCGAGCUAAUUUAUUCAGGCGAGCUCAACAAAAUCAACCACGCUGGCUGGUCACAAGAAAGAUAUUUCUUCCUCUUUGACCACCAACUCAUCUACUGCAAGAAAGAUCUGCUGAAGAAGUCCAGUUUCUGCUACAAAGGUCGGAUAGAGAUGGACUACUGUCAGGUGAUCAACGUACCUGAUGGCAGAGAUCCCCAGUACAAUGUGAGUGUGAGGAACGCCUGGAAGCUGCAUGACACCAGCAGACAGAAGUGGUACCUGCUGGUGGCCAAAACUUCACUCAUCAAGCAGAGGUGGCUCAAAGCAUUCCAGGACGAGAGGCGCAGGGUCAAGGAUGAUGCUGAAAAUAAUUUUAACAUUCCAGCUCAUGUCAAGCAGAACAUCAUCACCAACUUUAGACUUAAAACAAAUCACAACAAACCAAAAGGUAAAAAUAAAUUUUUGCGGACCAGUAGCACACAUAUGGUGGGCAGCACAGCUAACAGAGUCGGCGCCAUCGCCACCUUGCCCCGCACCAAAGGUCGCCACAAGGUCAAGUCUGAUAGUACUUUGGGGAAAAAAAUCAACUGGUUCUUCCUGGGCAAAGGAAAAUCUUAAACAAAAAUUUACAGUUCAGGUGACCUGACUUGACCCUAGGUCAAUGACACUACUUCUGCCCAGCAGAAGACUUUCUUAUGUAAAACUGCCCACAGUGCAAUGACACUAAGAAAUGUAACAUGAAAUCUCAUUCAAACUAUUUUUUGGAUUAUCCUUUGUCACUGGAUGAUAAAGAGAGUUCAAUAAAAACAAAAAGUGCUUAAAUUAUUUGAACAAAGGGAGAUCAUUACAAACUGCAGAAUAUUUGAUCUUUGUAUAGAAUACUGGACAAAGGGAGAUCAUUACAAACUACAGAAUAUUUUAUCUUUGUAUAGAAUACUGGACAAAGGGAGAUCACUAAAACAGAAUUUACGUGUUUCUCCUUUUGCACUGGGUAAUGAAGAAAGUCACCCUAAAACUGAACUCGUGAUAUCUUGUGCUCAUAAUAUAUUGGAUUGAAGGUGACCAUGUUAAGAUCACAUUUCUCAUGACCAGAGGAUUUAUCAAAGUUUCUAGUUGUCUUCCCUUGAUCUCAGCUCUGAUAUGCUGAUGAUACACAUCAACCAAGCGCUGGCAAUGUCCACAGACAUCAGGAUGUGUCAUUCAAUGUCAUCAGGAUGUGUCAGGUGUCAAUACAAUACUGUCUACAUCCACUGACAUCAAGAUUUGCUGAUGAAAAGAUGGACUAGAAAGAAAAGUUGUAAUCCCACACACCACAGUGACAGAAAACAAUGCCUUUUUAAAUCUUACUGCAUUUUAAAUUUAACAAAACGUCGCGCCACCGGUAAUGUUAGAGUGGAUGGUUGGCUUCUAUCAACGGCCAACGGUAAUGUUAGAGUGUAUGGUUGGCUUCUAUCAACGGUAAUGUUAGAGUGGAUGGUUGGCUUCUAUCAACUGCACAAGUCUUUCUAAUCAUCUCAUUUGUUCUGUCUCACCAGUGAUUAACUCCCUUGUCUUCCAUACCUUCUUCCUUCACUCUUCAAGCUCAAAGUUUCACAAUGGUAUUCAUCUGAUUUUUUAAACAUUUUUAAGACAAUCCUGAACACUUUUUUAUCAAUGAAAAAAAAAGUUAAUGACCUGGAUAUUUUAAAAAAUUAUGUCUGCUACCAGAACCACCCCCAGCUCUAGAUCUGUUUUUUUGCUACCAUGUCUGUGUUGAUCAACCAUCAGUAUUCCAUCUGAUCAUACUUCACAACUGCUGUGUUUUCUUGCUAGCAUCUCUAUGUUGAUCAACCAUCAGUAUUCCAUCUGAUCAUACUUCACAACUGCUGCUGACAAACCCAAGCUAACCUGUACAUAUGUAGAUAGACCUGUGGGUUGUCAACCAGGGACUCUAGUGAUGAGCUCUACGUAAACCCACAGUGAUACAAAUAAUGCCUUUAAGGCACCAAGUGUUCAGCUGCUAAUUUACAAACUUCAUACAAUUUCUUCAUUAACUUAAGCUUAUAUUUGUAAGUUAACAAGGUAAUUCCACCUGUAGUUACCUGUAUAUUACUGUGACUAGAUGGAAUGUCUCUUAGAAAACCCAGUCACCUCCCCUAAACUGGAACUAAAAUCAACUUUUUAAAUAAUUUUUUUUAACAGACCAAUAAAUUACUGUAAAAUUUCCAUAAGCUUUUAUAAUUUAAAUGGACCAACACUAAAACAUUCUUUUCUUUUUUACAUCUAGAUUUAACGGAAAUAAAUUAGAAAGAUUCAGAUAGACCUAAAAACAAAAAUAAAAGCAUUAUUACUUCCCUUGAAUAGUUUUGUAAACCAAUUCAAGAGGUAAACUGUUUUUGUCACACACUAUUUUUGAUGUAAAAGAAGUUUUAGUUGUUUAUUUUCUAGUAAAUGACUGUACAGUCUCAUAUUUUAGACGUUUUUUAUUGUUUGUCAAAUAUUUUACAAUUUUACCACAUGUUUUUGUGUUGUGUAUGCUGUCGUUUGCAUGAUAUGUUGUCUGUAUGUGUUCUAGUGUUGUGGAGAUCAUGUGUUGUUUAUAUGUUGUUGUGUGUUUGUUGUCAUAUGGUGUACUAGAUGAUUCCCGUUUGUUGUAUGUUAAAAUGUGUUGCCCUAAAAAUGUGUUUUAUAAACUUGUCCACAUUUUUGUAACUAUUUGUUUCUUUUAUUUUAACAAUUUUAAAAUCUUGUUUUAUAUUAGUUGUAUGUUAACUUGCGUCAACAAUGGAAGUAUGAAGUUUGUGCAGUAAAUUAUUUGAUUGUUUUACAUUAGCUGAAUGUUAAAUUUGUUUUACAUUAAUUGUAUGUGAAACUUGUUUUAUAUUAGUUGUAUGUUAACUUGCGUCAACAAUGGAAGUAUGAAAUUUGUGCAGUAAAUUAUUUCAGAAUGUUAUGUUUUACCUUCCAUUCAUUUUAAUUUUCAACAUUGAAGCGAUAGAUUUAAUUUAUUCUGUAAAUAUAAAUUUCUAUUAUGUCUUUAUGAUUUAUAAAUGUAUAUAAAAAGAAUUAUACAAAACAACAGUAAAUAAAAAAUCUGGCAACUGUUUAACACAUUGCCAAAUGUACUGCUUGCACUAACAAUGCAUUCUUCAAGUCAGUCUAAGAAUACAGUGUUGUAACAUCUCAA